Messenger RNA from Ilyonectria robusta, 1417 nucleotides. RefSeq lists its product as uncharacterized. The transcript is spliced from 6 exons. Lineage: Eukaryota; Fungi; Ascomycota; Sordariomycetes; Hypocreales; Nectriaceae. The record is from RefSeq and is a predicted model, not a curated record. Bases 238 to 1188 code for a protein of 316 amino acids.
CCCUUGGACUCUUUUGGGCCCUUGGUCUCUUGGGGCCCUUGAUCCCUUGGUCGGGUGGUCUGGCAAGCCCGGUCCCCCGCGCGGCAUAUAAUAUGAGCUAGUCGACGCAGAUUAGUUCUGCAACGCAACCGUCUUUGCUUCUUCCCGCCGCCGGGAGUCCGACCGUCCGACUCUGACUCUGCUUCUGACUCCAUCUAACCAUGCUCUCGCAAUGACCCUCCCGCCCAUCUCCGAGCCAUGAGCUUGUCUUCCGACGUCACCUUCGACAUCGCGUCGGCCUGCGUGGCCGCCACGCUGAUACUGGCCCGAUGCGCCUACCGCAGCCUCUUCCGCUGCAAGCUGCACGCGACAUGCCACCGGACCUGGCGCAUCGACGAUCUCUACGUCGCCAUGGCCCUGCUGCCGCUGAUUGGCCGGACCACCUGCAUCUCGGUCUCCUUCGUCCUCAAUCCGUCCCAUACCUACGAUCCUGCCACCGAGGCUGAGGCCGCCGCCCAGGGCGUGACGACGGCGAAGAUGGACCACGACCGAAUACUGUCGCACAAGUUGUUGAUACCGGCCCGCAUAUGCUACGCGCUGUUCCUGUGGUGUCUCAAGCUUGGGUUGCUUGGCUUCUACUCCCGUUUCGUCCACGUUUUCCCCUGGGGCAAGCGAGUCGUAAACGCCCUCUAUGCCUUCAUUUUCAUCACCUUUGUUGCUGUGCUCAUCACUACCUUGUCAGAGUGUCGACCACUCUCGCGAUUUUGGGCCUUGAACACCGAUGACAACCGCGAGACAUGCCACCGCGCCCUAGGCAACUUGAUUCUCAUGGCAGUUUGCAACAUUAUAUCCGACAUCGCCCUCAUCCUGUUACCGUUUCCGAUCUUGCAACAUUUGCGACUCGACUUGAAAGCGAAACUUCAGCUGGGCUUCUUGUUCGGCAUUGGCUUUGUUGUUGUUGCCAUUACGAUACUACGACUUCCUCUUAUCCUUAAUCAAUCAGUAUCCCAAAAGUCCCGCUCAUUAUGGGCGUCAAUUGAGAUUCUAUGUGCGUGUGUGGUUGCAAAUACUGCCUUCUUUUACGCACUUGUAAAAGACAUCCAGCGACCGCAUGAUGACCGCACUGUAAUGUCGAGUAGUAAUCAACGAAGGGACUUUUAUAUGGAGACCCUACCUUCCACCUCCAGCUAUACAAAUAUGGCCAAGUAGGAGGGGAAGUUUAUGAUGACGUAGUAAUAUACCCUUAAUUUACCAAGUCUCGUGAGAUACUGUUCUAGCCUGACCAGUCAACCCAUCUCAGUUGAGGUGUGGAUGGAGCCGGUAACAGAGGCUAGAAAACCUAAAAACCCACCCAUAAGGCAGGCUAAUAGAGACUGUAAUGGCUGUGUGGUCUGCAACUGCAGCCAAGACUGACUCGUUGUUGAACUAAUAGCCCAAG